Cyclocybe aegerita is the source of this 1395-nucleotide messenger RNA. The record is from the annotation of a GenBank genome assembly. NCBI's taxonomy places the organism in Eukaryota, Fungi, Basidiomycota, Agaricomycetes, Agaricales, Hemipholiotaceae.
AUGAGAUUUAGGACCGUGUAUCUCCAUUCAAUAACGCUGGUAGGCCGGGCAAGCCCGGCAUAUUUAAAUGUUAUGGUGUUCGCAUCAUACCGGGCCGGAGCUUCCGUUUACAUCCCAACACGUCGUCACGAAAACAUUCCCACAAAGAUGCCGCCCUCCUCCCCAACAUCUCAUUUCCUCCAGCCAUACGUACGAGUGUCUCAGGCACUGCUUUUCAACCCCGCAUACUUCUGGCACCUGGCAGCACUUGUAAUAUUCGCUGAUGCUCUAUUGACUGGGCUCAUUAUUCGAUAUGUGCCAUACACGGAGAUUGACUGGGAAACAUACAUGAUACAUAUCAAGCUGUUCCUACAAGGGGAAUAUAACUAUAGCAAGAUAACAGGUCCUACCGGCGGUCUUGUUUAUCCUGCAGGUCAUGUGCGAAUCCACCAGUUCAUGUACGAUAUCACAGAUGCAGGAAAGAACAUACGACUCGCGCAAUAUGUCUACGGAGGUCUUUACAUCACAACUUUGACCCUCUCCUGCGCCAUCUACAAUGCAGCUGGCAAUGUUCCGAACUGGGUCAUCUUGUUAUUGCCUUUGAGCAAAAGGCUUCAUUCCAUAUUUGCGUUGCGGCUGUUCAACGACUGUUGGUCCGUGGUAGCAAUGCUGGCCUCAGUAUUCGCGUUCCAGAAUGGAAUUUAUGACGUUGGGAUCAUGCUCUUCAGUCUUGCCUUAUCCGUCAAAAUGAACGUUAUUCUAUACCUCCCCGGUCUUCUGGUCAUUAUGUUCAAGCGCAAAGGCCUACUAUCGACUCUAAGCUACAUGUUCACACUCGGGGCGUCGCAAGUUUUGUUCGCCGUCCCAUUCCUCAAAGAAGAUCCCUGGGCGUAUCUCCUAACCGCCUUUAACUUUGGACGGGUAUUCCUGUACAAAUGGACGGUCAACUGGAGGUUCUUCUCUGAAGAGACUUUCUUAAGCAAGGAGUUGGCGGUGACGCUCUUGGUAUUGCACGUCAGCACACUUAUUGCAUUCGGCCUUUUCAAAUGGUGUGACGUCGAUGGAGGGUUGUCCCAUGUACUCUAUCGUGGGUUCAAACGGCCGGAGGAACCAGCAGGGAUUGCGUACGUGACGUCGGAUUUUGUGGCAACUGUACUCUUCACCUCCAACCUCAUCGGAAUUUUGUUUGCUCGCUCGUUACACUACCAGUUCUACUCGUGGUAUGGUCAGCAAGUUCCCUUCCUGGCUUGGAGAACUCGUUACCCCGUUCCUAUCAAAUUGGCAUUGAUCCUUGGGAUUGAAUACGCGUGGAACACCUUCCCUUCUACUACCACUUCGUCUGGUGUAUUACUCGCUUGUAACGUCCUCCUGCUGGCAGGAGUCUGGUCUGGAUAUCCUUCUGGGAGGUUGAGCUAG